Ostrea edulis (European flat oyster) is the source of this 3856-nucleotide messenger RNA. RefSeq lists its product as uncharacterized. The record is from RefSeq and is a predicted model, not a curated record. Gene Ontology annotation, biological process: positive regulation of DNA-templated transcription. The transcript has 2 exons. Gene Ontology annotation, cellular component: nucleoplasm; chromatin. NCBI's taxonomy places the organism in Eukaryota, Metazoa, Mollusca, Bivalvia, Ostreida, Ostreidae. Gene Ontology annotation, molecular function: ubiquitin-protein transferase activity; zinc ion binding; protein binding. Bases 162 to 1772 code for a protein of 536 amino acids.
AAAUGUUAUUAAACUGCGUUUUUAAUGACGUCGAAAUACCAGGAAGAAUAACACCAAAUCAAAAGUAGAAUGAUGUCUCUUAACUUCUCACUUGGUUAACAGGGCAAUACACUUCCUUACUACGGAAAUGCAACAAAUAUGAUCAACAAACGGGAAUAAAAAUGACCACGUUCGUCACUCAGUCGGAGGAACUGAUCAUCUGUGACCUAAGCUGUGUCAAUCCCGUCCAGCAAUUCUGUAACAGCUGCCAAGUAGGUCUGUGUGGAGACUGCAUCAACAAACAUGUUGAUAGCCUGAAGUCUAUAAAACAUGACAUCGUUCCUUUCAUAAAGCGCACAAUCGAGCUGGUGUUCUCUCAGUGUACGUCUCAUCCCAACCAGAGAUCCGAGGCCCAUUGUAAACAAUGUGAUGUUCCAGUCUGCAUUAAAUGUGUUGUGGGUCCUCGUCACAAAGGGCAUGAUAUUGAAGAUAUGGCAGACAUCGUUGCCAAAAAGAAAGAAAAAAUUAAAAAAGAAACGGAAGAAAUGGAGAAAAUUAUAUCCAAGAACAUUGAAUGUGAUGCAAAUGCUGAAGAGAAAUUGUCCAAAUCCCUGACCUACAAUUCUGACUUAGCAAAACAAGCUGAAGAUCAAAGAAAGAUAUGGCACCUAGAAGUAGACAACAUAUUUGACAUAUUCGAUUCGUUGAUCCAGUCAAUCCAAGAUGAAGAAAUCAAAAUUUUGAAAUCCUACCAGUCGGAAUUGAGAAGUCAGAAUUCCCUUAUGAAUCAAACUGUACAUGAAAAUAAAGAUAUUCUGAAGUCCAACAACGCCUCUGAUGUCAACGACCAUAAAUCGAAACUAAAUCGUGGUGUUAUAGAAGUACCUGAUAUAAAGCAGUUACCCCUCAUAACAAAAGCGGAUCAAGGAAAGCAACUCUGCAUAGAGUUUAGAGAAUACAAAGCUACAAUGACUCUGACAACACUGCCCCGUCUCAGAGAUGCCAAAGAGAUUGCCAACAUUCCAACAAAUCUCACAAAGUUAGCUAAAGUAGCCUGUAUUAAAUCCGGAAAAGCUUGGAUCAGUGGAAAAGAUGAAAAGAUACAAUGUGUUGACAUACAUGGAACUGUACAAGACACUGUCACCAGUACAUGUUUUGAUUUCCCUACAGACAUUGCAGUGAACAAACAGGGAGAACUUAUUUACUCUGAUUACAUUAACAGAACUGUGAACAUUAUCAGGCACAAUCCAAUGAUCACAAUACCACAAGGUUGGCAUCCAAUGGGACUGUGCUGUACCAGAUCAGAUGAUAUUUUGGUCAGUACAAAAACUACUGAUAAUUGCCACUGCAAAAUUGUCCUUUAUCAGGGACAGAGUGUCAUACAGGAAAUAAAUCAAGAUGAACACGGCAACCCAAUCUAUCAAGGAGGGAGCUAUGAAGUGUUUGUGACAGAGAACAACAACGGCGAUAUCGUAGCUUCUGAUCUUAAUGCAAAGGCAGUGGUAGUGGUAGACAGGACAGGAAAAGUCAGAUUUCGAUACAACGACAAACCACCGACGGGACAGGAGCCAUUUAGUCCAAGACAAAUAGCGACCGAUUCCAUGGGUCACAUCAUUGUGGCAGAUCCCGAUAAUGCCUGUCUACACAUUCUAGAUCAGAAUGGACAAUUCAUCAAAUGUGUGGACGAUUGUGGAUUAAAUGAAUGGCCCACUGGGUUGAGUGUGGAUAGUGAAGGGAGGUUAUGGGUGGGUUCAUAUAAUUCAGGUGAACUGAAAGUGAUCCAGUAUAUCUAAUGAACAUCUGAAUAUUCGCAUCCGUAGAUCACUUCUAUACCAUGCGUUUGUCUUGAAGAUUGUUAACAUGUAUAAAACAUUAGUGUGAAAUGUCAUGAACACAGAGGGUACCAAGUGAUGGUACUUGUGCUUAGUCCACUCCUAAUUAUGAGAACAUGAUAGUAAAAAUAAAUUCAUCUUCAAGUAUAUUGAUAUUAGUGCAAUGUCUAGUGUAGGAAUACCUUGAUAUCUGCCUCUUUCAAUAUUUAAGCUAUAAUUUAAUUACUAACACACCAGUUUGUCCAUCUAUACAAACUUUGCCAUCAAGCGAGGCAGCAAGAGAUGAAAACUUUGGAUUUACUACCAAUCCACAAUCAUGAAUAUGUACCUUCGGGAACUUUCCAAUAUACCUUUCUUUAGCCAUGUUUUCACGGCAUUUGCCAUAGGAAGUUGCUUCAGAAGUAAAAUUCCUAGUGUCAAAUAUGCUGGAAACAAAAGUAUUUGUAAUAUAUUUUUUCUUUUACAUAUUCUUGCAAACUGGGAAGAUAUCACACGUUUCUUCCUUUCAUCAAACCACAUUUCCAGACUGGUCAACAGUUGAUAUUUCUAAUUUCACAGCCUCAUCAUGUGUUAUGCAGGAUGAUUCAUUGAGCUUUUGAAAGUGUCCCGUGGAAAUUCAGUAUUACUGGAAGUCCCAUGUUCAAAAGAUGGAAAGGCCUUGUGGUUUUUUAACUAAAAAUUAUCAGAAAACAUUAUUCAUAGUGCAUGCACAUGUAUAUGUAGGUCAAAGUGUUUCCACUUUCCCGAUUCUACCUACACUUUUUGCUGCAAACCCUAAAUACAUGUAUUUUAUAUCUAAAUAGAAUAUUUGAUAUAUGUUUUUCAUUCUGCGUUCGAUUUUUUCUGAUUAACAUUUUGACUACUAUUAAUCUUCAUGAUCUCUGAAUAGUAUGUAUAAUGUAGAUAGGCCUGUAUUCAAAAUGUAUCAAAUACCAAAACUUCGAAUACAUUGUAAAAUGUUUUAAUACUACGAAAUGUUUACAACCUACCCUACCUAUUUUUGGGGGGAAGUAAAAUAGGAAAUGCACAUAUAUUUCAUUUUGGUCUUAUGUUUAUAUAUUUAAGGAAUGAAUAUAUUAUCUUUUCGUUGGAUGGAGGUAUUCCACACAAAAACAGAAAGACGAAAACUGCAUCAUUGCACGUAACGCAUGAUGCAAAGUUUUCCGUCUUUUUUUUUUCGGUGGAAUACUUCCAUCUGACGAAAAGGUAAUAUAUUCAUGCCUUAUCAUUUAAAUAUGUAAAGCAUUGAGUUUGAAUGAUAAAACAUUAUAUGAUUUGAAUUGAAUUAACGAGUUAUUUUUGGACUACAUUCUGUGUCAUUUCGAGAUAGGCGUAGUAAUUUGUGAAUACACAACUUUGAAAAAAAACCCACCCUAAAUCCGUUAGGCCUAAUGGCGACUUCCACGAACUAUUGUUUACUAUUGAGCAAACGGGUUUCUUGUGGACUGAAGAAUGCAGUUUUGAAAGGAUGAGUUAGAGAUAAGUCCUGUUGAGAGAAAAUUGCUGAAAAUUUGUUGAGUGUAACUGGAAUUAAGUGCAAAGUUCGAUGUCGGUACUAACGAAAAGCGUGAGACACGUGCAUAAUCAUGAUGUGGGAUGCCAGGUGGGUUCUCUUGAGGGUUGUCACAGCUUCCAGGUGGACAAGUGAGUGUUACAGAGUAUUUUUCGAGUUUUAUCAGUAAAUUUCUAAGGCGCCACAGCGGUUGUAACGUCGUACGGAAGCCUCGUUUCGGUGCCCACUGAGUUCGAAACCAUUUAGUCGUUAAGGGCUACGGUAUUGCAGUAUCUCUGAGGCAGUGUGCGGUGUAUCUGGUAUUUGGGUUCGUGACAUGAAGGAAGUUGUCGCAAAGUGCACACUGGACUAUUGUCAUCCCCGGUUGAAUACAUUUAACUCUCAGCCCGGAAUUGCAGAAGCAGACGUGUGUUGUUAUAUUGGGGGGGGGGGGGGUCCUCAAAUAGCCAUGUUUAUUUCAUUUUGCAUAAUUAAUUAUUAUUCAUAUUUGAUAUUUGUUUGCUUUUGUUUAAUAAAUUUAUAUAGAUCGAUA